AUGGCCACAAUUGAAGGUCUUACUUUGAUAUUUGAAUAUCCUACUUCUUCUUCUGCUCCUACGUUGAAGACCAUCUUGUCAGCUAUCAAGGGAAUAGGGUCUCAAAAUAUUCAUAACGAUUCCAUUAUUCAAAUUUCCAAGAUCCAUACAGUUUAUAAGCUUUCUAUUGAAAAAAUAUCAUUAUAUGCACUUGUUGAAGACAUCAGUACUGCUCAAUCCUUGAAUUUGAAAAGUUUGAACCAGGAUGAAAGUGAUGAAGACGAUGAAAGUGAUGAAUACGAUGAAGUUGAUGAUGACAACGAGGACAAAAUUAACAAAAAAUCAAGUAAUAAGGACAAUAAGGACAAAAUAUCAGUGAUUAAUCCAAAUUUUGUGUUCUCAUUCUUGGGGAAACUCAUUGAAGUGUUGAAAGAUUAUUUUGGUACACCGAUUAAUCCAAUGAAAAUUCAAGCAAAUUAUGAUAUUAUGUGUAAUUUGAUGCAAGAAAUUUUAGAAGGUGGUUAUCCAUAUAUUACAGAUUUAAACACUUUAAAAGAUCUUGUUCCAUUCAGCUCAUCAAUUGGGAGUAAAUUAUUACAAACUACAAAUCAAAUUGCUAAAAGUUAUUCAUCUUCAACUAGUUCAUCUCAAGAUCCUAUUGCAAAUUUAAAUUCCAAAUCAACAGAUAAUCAAAUUCCAUGGAGAAGCUCAAACGUUAGAUAUACAAAUAAUGAAUUGUUUGUUGAUAUUAUUGAAACUAUUAAUGUCAUUUUAACUCCACAACAAUUCAAAUCAAGAAAACCAUUAAAUGGGUCUAAUAUCAACAAUAAAUUAAAUCUUUAUUCAAAUUCUUCCAUGCCACAUAAAUUAAUACCCACUGUGGCAAAUAUCCAAGGAAGAUUAGAUUUCACUUCACAUUUGAGUGGUAUACCAGACAUUUUAUGUAACUUGAAUCUAAAUGGUCAUUAUCUGGGAAUUCCAUCAUUACAUAGAUGUGUUAGAACAGAAAGAUGGAUUAAUGAUGAAGGUAAAUUAUCAUUUAUACCACCAGAUGGGAAAUCUACUAUAAUGAAUUAUCUUAUUGAUUUAGAUUCUUACACACAAUCUAAGACUCAAAGAAAUAUUGGAUUUAUAACACCAGAUUUUAAAACUGGAUUAGGUUUGAAAAAAAAUGAAUUUGAAAUUGAUUUAAAUAUAAAUUUUUUCAAAAAUGUUUCAAAAAUUGAAAAUUUAAAAAUUGAAAUUCAAACAGGAAAUCAAUUUAGUAUAAAAAUUUUAAGAUUAAGUCAUGGUGAUUUCCAAACAAAAUCAAAUGGAAAAUUUGAAUGGAUUUUCGAUCCUGUAAUAUCUUUAGGUAUAAAUCCAAUUUUACGUGGUGUUUUGGAAAAAAAUGAUGAUUUUGAAGAUGAAUCAAGUUAUAAUCAAGAUGAUACAGAUGAAACUGAAAAUAAUAAUCAUCAUUUACCAGAAGCUCAUUUCCCAAAAUUGAUUAAAUUAUCUUAUAAAAAUAAAGGUGCUGUUCCAAGUGGUAUUAGAGUGGAAUCCUUAGAGAUUAAAAGAGGUCUAAAUGAUAUUAAACCUUAUAAAGGUGUUAAAUAUAUAACACAGACUGGGGAAUUUAUCAUACGAUAA
Molecule: messenger RNA, 1611 nt
Organism: Hansenula ciferrii
Lineage: Eukaryota; Fungi; Ascomycota; Saccharomycetes; Phaffomycetales; Wickerhamomycetaceae
Gene: APM3
Product: Apm3p
Exons: 2
Coding region: 1-1611 (536 amino acids)
Biological process (GO): endocytosis; intracellular protein transport
Cellular component (GO): cytoplasmic vesicle; clathrin adaptor complex
Source: RefSeq, a predicted model, not a curated record